Tricharina praecox is the source of this 1893-nucleotide messenger RNA. RefSeq lists its product as uncharacterized. The transcript has 12 exons. Bases 93 to 1613 code for a protein of 506 amino acids. Lineage: Eukaryota; Fungi; Ascomycota; Pezizomycetes; Pezizales; Pyronemataceae. The record is from RefSeq and is a predicted model, not a curated record.
ACCGGCGGCACGGCAGCAGUGGGGUAACGGGCUCGCCAGUCGUACGUGCGCAAUAGGCACCAUGCACCAUCGUCUUCCUGCUAUUCCCCUCAAUGUCGAGCCCCGUCACACAUUAUCGUCCCAAGUCCAUCAUCGCACCCGCUUCCACCAAGACCACAGAACUUCAAGUUGGUACCAGUAUGAUGGAUAUGUUGGCUCCUUACAUGCCUUCCAUGCAGCCCGGCAUGGGAUACAACUCGUUUCUUCAGGAGACGUGUAUGGCCGAUGCCGUCACGGUCGGGGAGGCGUCGCGGGGUCCACAGUCCACCAACUACAGCUGCAAGCUCGUGGAGAACUACAGAGAUAUUUUCUCGUCGCAACAUAUCAGCCCCGGCGCGGUCAUCAAACACGGACUCGCUAGUGUGUCCUCGAGGUUUUCGUUUUUCAGCCAGAAAAAGUUUGGAGAAGGCACCCUCAACUAUGUCAUCACCUCGUCCAUCCGGCAACGGCACGUCUGGGACCACGUGGAGUUUCAGUAUCUGAAGGCUGAGAAUAGGAGCGAUAGAAUGCUCUACGGUGACUGCUUCAUCAGAGGGUUUAUCGAGGGAACCGAACUUAUGGUGGUCGUGUCGUUGACCGCUAAGAAGGGGAUCAAUGUAUCUGAGCUGCAAAGAUUUGCAGGCCCAGCACUUGGUGUUCGAAACUUUGGUAUCAGGGGAGUAGCAGCAGCGGAUGUCGAGUUCAGCGAAGCAGUGGCGAAACUGAAGCAAAUGACAUCCUCCAGCGAGGUUUCCGUUGUCGCACAAGCAGGAGGUGUGCAAUGCGGUGAACUGGACUUGGAGGGUCUGCCACAAUAUCUGGCUCGCUUCGAUGAGAGCUCGAAACUGAAGCUGGUUCCAACUAGACUUUUUGCAGUCCUCACUCGGUAUCGCGAGUUGAGAAGCUUCAACGAAGCUUCAAUCGGUUUCAAACCGCUCGACUAUCAGAUCCUCGCGAUGCGGUCGACGACAUAUCGUAUGUUGGAUGCCUACCUCGAGUAUCAGUUACUGUAUUCUCUACUCAAGACAUACCGCCAAACACCGGAUAUCUUAGUCGGCGGUUCGGUAGCCUUGAGCAACGGCAUAGCUGCCUGCGAAAAUGAACUGGAGGUUCUUCAAACAAACGUUAAUCAAGCAGCGCUCCUACCGGAAAGCGAUGUGGUCUCGCCAUACAUGAAGCCCUCUGAAUUCAAUUCCAAAUUUCCUAUGGAGCUGCACACCGUCACCGUGUAUGCAGGCGAAGCGUUCCAACCGCACCGCUGCCUGUUCUCACGACAGCCCGUAGAUCACAGCGGCUGGACGGCGCGGACAAGCUUCAAAGCGUACCUAUAUCCCAACAUCUGUGGCGCGACCGUCCGAGUAUCGGUGGCUCAUGCCCAGACGCCCCACCGAACGAUGGUCCAAUUUGGCGAGCCACUGAAUCACUCCGGGUGGAAGGAGAUCCUAUCGUUCUACGUGUUUGAGCGCGAACAAGAGGAUUCCGAGCUGGUUUCGAUUGGCGAGGCUCCGUCGCCUCAUCGUUGCAUGGUGUCUAAGGACACGCAUCUAAACUUUCUUGGGUGGACGGAGAAGUUGCACUUCUGGGUUCCUAAAUGAUAUCGAAGACGGAUUUCUCCGUAGUGCCAUCCACCACUCGACCGUUAAGGGGAUGUGUCACAGUAUAGGACUGGUCGUGUCGUACCUAUCUCACUCACUAUGGUUCGAUGCGAUAAUGGGGACAAUGCGUGUGAAAUAGCUAGAACAUGGCAAGUGCGUUAUCCUGGUCCUGUUCAAAAUCCCGUGUACCUCGUAGAUAUGCGACAUGUAGGUACCGUAUCGUGUGUUCGAUCUCGAAGAAUGUGUUGCAAUAUAUUAGUCACGGGUAUUUACCCUAUCG